Messenger RNA from Thlaspi arvense, 231 nucleotides. The record is from the annotation of a GenBank genome assembly. Lineage: Eukaryota; Viridiplantae; Streptophyta; Magnoliopsida; Brassicales; Brassicaceae.
AUGGCAUCGUCAAGCAAAUGUCUUCUUUUCAUGUUUUUGUGUCUAACUGUUCUAUUGAUCCCAGAAGCUACCAAAACUGACGAUUCACAAAGACGUAGAAUUUUUGUGAUAGGUCUUUGCUCGAAGAUUCCAGACUGCAAUAAGAAAUGUUUUGAAUCCCAUUACGCUGGUGGCAAGUGUUUUAAACUAACUCCCAGCGCCACUGAAUUAUUAUGUGGUUGCAAUAUAUAA